AUGUUGCAACAAAUUUUGAAAUUUUAUUUUAUUUUAACAAUCAUUCCCCUGACAUGGACUACACAUACUCCUCAGUUGGCCACUUUGGAAGAUUUCCCAGACAAUCGUAGUGAACUACCACUUGUUAAAGUAGAAAAUAAAUAUUAUUUUUUCGGACAAUUCAAGGUUAAUUGGUAUGAAGCUUUUCUCAUUUGUCGUUCGAUGGAUGCUUUUCUCGCAUCUUAUAAUUCUCCACAGGAAUUGUCUACAUUAUCUAAAUAUUUGAUUGCCAACUAUCCCUUAGAUCAUUGGUGGUGGUUGUCCGGUACUGACCAACAAUUGGAAGGUGAUUUCUUUUGGUUUAGUACUGGUAAACGCAUUUUUUAUGCCGAUUGGUCUGCUGGUCAACCGGAUAAUAAUGGGGGUAAUGAGAAUUGUGUACAUUUGUGGUAUAAAGAAAGAAAAUAUCAAAUGAACGAUUGGGUAUGCAAUAGGUUGGCAUAUUAUAUUUGUGAUUUAGAAAAGCGUAAUAAUAAUAAUACCGAUAGUUCCACAACGUAG
Lucilia sericata (common green bottle fly) is the source of this 540-nucleotide messenger RNA. Its product is annotated as C-type lectin 37Db-like. The coding region runs from base 1 to 540 and encodes 179 amino acids. Gene Ontology annotation, cellular component: external side of plasma membrane. Gene Ontology annotation, biological process: biological process involved in interspecies interaction between organisms. Lineage: Eukaryota; Metazoa; Arthropoda; Insecta; Diptera; Calliphoridae. The transcript has 4 exons. The record is from RefSeq and is a predicted model, not a curated record. Gene Ontology annotation, molecular function: carbohydrate binding.